This is a messenger RNA of Exserohilum turcica Et28A, 3834 nucleotides long. RefSeq lists its product as uncharacterized. The record is from RefSeq and is a predicted model, not a curated record. Gene Ontology annotation, biological process: replication fork reversal; double-strand break repair via synthesis-dependent strand annealing; interstrand cross-link repair. NCBI's taxonomy places the organism in Eukaryota, Fungi, Ascomycota, Dothideomycetes, Pleosporales, Pleosporaceae. The transcript has 2 exons. Gene Ontology annotation, molecular function: four-way junction DNA binding; four-way junction helicase activity; ATP binding. Bases 1 to 3834 code for a protein of 1277 amino acids.
AUGCAGGACAGCGAUGAGUACGGCGACGAGUUCGAUGACACUGCCUUUCUCGACGCCGCCACCCAGGCCGAGCGGGACCACACGCCGGCAUUCCAGCCGUCGCCGCGGCCAGCCAAGCGGCCGAGGCUCAACAGCUCGACCAGGCAGCCCGCGUCCAUUCCACGCAGAGCACAAAGCGGCCGUCGUCGGGGUCCUUUUGCGUCGUCGGAUGAGGACCGUGAAACCGACGGCGAGGGUGCAUUGUCUGAUUCCGGAAGCCAGAGUCUGUCGCCCGCCCCAAAGAAGGCGCCCGCAAGUCGCAAGAAGAAACUCCAGCCGACGGCCUGGGAAAAUGACUUUUCUGAUGCCGAAUAUGUAUCACCUGCAAAAGACAGUCGAGCAGCAAAGCGCCAGGAACGCAUCCAUGUCCCCACUACAAACAUGGACAUGGCAGACGUCUUUUACACGCAGCCGCCGCAAGAGCACUCGCCGCCCUGGAAGCCAAGAGGUGCAAUAUGGGCAAAACCCCCGGCCCCAAAGAAUGCCCAAAAGCCCUCUGAGCCACCCAAGCAGCCCGGCCUAGAUGCCAUCAGGACAAUGUCCCUGCCAGGUAGACAGUCCAUAUCGGGGCCUGAGAUUCCCGACUACGACUUUACCCAAGACCUGGCCGAUCUGCCGUCUGACGCCUUCUCUUCUUUGUCCUCGUCUCCGCAGAAGCAAGCCGACUCAGAAUCCGCUAGUGCCCGUAAGCGUGUCGCGGCGCCCCAGACAGGCCUACGACAGACGACCUUGUUUGGACGCGCUGGCAUCAACAAUGCGAUCCCGCCGUCUCAGGCCAACAAGCGUUACAACUUUGUCGUCGACCAGAAGGCGGAGCCCCCGACUCACCACAAACUGGACCCGGAAGCCAUCAAGACAUGGGUCUAUCCGACAAACCUGGGGACGAUUCGAGAUUACCAAUUUAACAUUGUUCAAAGAGGCCUCUUCCACAACCUAUUGGUUGCUCUCCCCACUGGUCUCGGCAAAACUUUCAUUGCAGCCACCAUUAUUCUCAAUUGGUUCCGAUGGACAACCGAAGCCCAGAUUGUUUUUGUCGCUCCUACGAAGCCAUUGGUUGCUCAGCAGGUUGAGGCAUGCUUUAAGAUUGCGGGUAUACCCCGCUCAUACACUACAAUGUUGACGGGCGGGGUACAAACGGGCUUGCGGGCGGAAGAGUGGAGUACAAAGAGAGUGUUUUUCAUGACACCGCAGACGUUUUUGAACGACUUGAAGGCAGGAUACGCAGACCCCAAGAAGAUUGUACUUCUGGUAGUCGACGAAGCCCAUCGGGCGACUGGCGCAUAUGCAUACGUUGAAGUCGUCAGCUUCCUGCGACGAUUCAAUAGUAGUUUCCGGGUCUUGGCCCUGACAGCCACGCCUGGCGCUGAUGUAGAGUCGGUGCAAAAGGUCAUUGACGGUCUCGACAUUUCCAAGGUGGAAAUCCGAACGGAAAACUCCAUGGACAUUUGCAGUUAUGUGCACCAGCGCAAGAUUGACAAGCAGGUGUUCCAGAAUACCGACGAGAUGGAGAUGUGCAUGGAGCUAUACAGCCAGGCACUCCAGCCUCUGGUGAAUACGAUUGCUGGCCUGAAUGCAUACUGGAGCAAGAACCCUCGCGAUCUAACGCCAUAUGGCUGUCAGCAGGCUAAGAAGAAGUGGUUUCAAGAAGCCGGACGCAACGCAAACCGUGGCCUGCAGAGCACUGUUCACACAAUCUUCGCAAUCCUUGCAUCAAUCUCGCAUGGCAUGGAUCUGUUAAAGUACCACGGCGUAGGUCCGUUUUACAUCAAGAUGAAGGAGUUCCAAGACGAAAGCGCAAAGACAAAGUCAAAAUACAAGAAACAGAUCCUCGAUAGCGAUGCGUGGAAGAAGCUCAUGUCGCGCUUGCAAGGGUGGAUGGCGGAUGCCAAUUUUGUUGGCCAUCCAAAGCUGGACUAUCUGCAGCAAGUCAUACUGGACCACUUUGUAAAUGCAGAAAACGGCCAGCACGCUGGUGGCUCGCAGACAAGAAUCAUGGUAUUUGCGCAUUUCCGUGACAGUGCUGAAGAAAUUGCGCGCAUCUUGAAGAGACACGAACCCAUGAUCCGGCCCCGCAUCUUUGUUGGUCAAGCACACGGCAAGAACUCGGAAGGCAUGACGCAGAAGGAUCAACUAGAGGCUGUUGAGCGAUUCAAGAAUGGUGAAUUCAACACGCUGAUUGCUACGUCCAUCGGUGAAGAGGGUCUGGAUAUUGGCGAGGUCGAUCUCAUCAUUUGCUACGACUCGAAAGCAUCGCCCAUCCGCAUGUUGCAGCGAAUGGGUCGUACCGGCCGAAAGCGCCAGGGAAGAAUUGUCAUGCUGCAAAUGGAAGGCAAGGAAGAGAAUGACGCGAACAAGGCCAACGACAGUUAUCUCAAGAUGCAAGAACUCAUUGCGGCGGGCACCCAUUUCAACUUCCACGACGAAAUAUCUCGGAGGAUUCUGCCGGCCGAUGCAAGGCCUGUUGUGGAUCGACGGAUGGUGGAGAUACCUAUUGAAAACUCGCAGCAGGACUGGCUUCCAGAGCCGAAGAAGGGCCGACGUACCAAGAAACCAGAAAAGAAGUUCCAUAUGCCGGACAACGUCAUCACUGGAUUUGUCACUGCAGGGCGCAUGGGUGAGGAGAUUGUGCCCAAGGGUCGCGGGAAGAGGGCGGCUGCACCUACGUAUGCAAGCGAAGAGCCUUUUGUGAUGCCUUCGCUCGAAUCCGUCCUGCUAGACGACGAAGCAACGCUAGAUCUCGAAAAGAGAUAUCAGACUGUGUUUGAUGACGACGAUGCUCACAUGGUCGAUGUGCUUGACCUCGGCAAGUACCCUGAGCGGCAACGGAUACUGCCCUACUCCAGCCGGCGAGUCGGGCCGGGGCGUGCUACGCGGGCGUUUGCCCUGAUGAUGCAACGCAUGCACGACAUGGAUGAGGAUCGUCUGGAUAGUUUCAAGCUCAACCUGCAAUUCUCGGAUUGCGAGUCGGAUGCAGGAGAUGACUUUGUGGUCCCAAACACAGCAGCAGUGCCAGUGAUUAACGAAGAGAUGUGGGAAGAUGACGACCCUGCAUCCCCGGGCCUCAAGACCAGAGCCAAGCCUGCUCCAAAGUCAAAUGCAAAGGCACCAAUCAAGCCCAGGGCGAAAGCGGUGCCGAAGCCAAAGGAGAAGGCUGCUGCAGAAGUAAAAGAAUAUAUGGUACCUAAAACACCGGCACCUCGUGGUCGGCCGCGGAAAGACCACAUUGCUGUGCAGACGCCUGCUCAGCAGUGUAUAGUGGACGAUGAGACGCCCCGAACCAAGACACCCAAUUGGCGUGUAUCUGGCCUUGCUCAGGAAGGCAAUGAAUCUUCUCCUCCGCCAACAGACCCCCGCUUCCGCAUUGCAUCCCAAGCGGACACGAUUGGAUCUGAUGAUACAGAAGGAGCAGACGAGCCACAGGACACGCAGGCAUAUUUAUUAGACUCUGAGCUUGCCAGCUUUAUUGUCGAGGGGGAGGAAGAGGAGAUAGCUCCAACUUCCAGUCUACCCAGCCUCAAUCUCUCUGGCCUUGGGGCCGGGACACAGGCAGUUGUUAAAGCUGGCAGGCCCAAGAGGACACCCAAACGACAGAAGAUUUUCACGAGUGAUGCCACAGACGACGAUGCAGUCGUCAGCAGCGACAGUGACGACGAUGCGCCGCUUGCUAAGCCCAGGACAGGUGCGAGCAGGAAGCAAUCGGUUGUGGCAGACUCUGCUUCCGAGGUGGAAGAGGAGCCCGUCUUGGCCCGAAAGAGGGCCAGACGGAUAGUAGACGACGAUUCGGAUGAUGAGUAA